Messenger RNA from Aspergillus terreus NIH2624, 1335 nucleotides. RefSeq names its product basic helix-loop-helix domain-containing protein. The coding region runs from base 1 to 1335 and encodes 444 amino acids. Lineage: Eukaryota; Fungi; Ascomycota; Eurotiomycetes; Eurotiales; Aspergillaceae. The record is from RefSeq and is a predicted model, not a curated record. The transcript has a single exon. Gene Ontology annotation, biological process: regulation of transcription by RNA polymerase II. Gene Ontology annotation, molecular function: protein dimerization activity; RNA polymerase II cis-regulatory region sequence-specific DNA binding; DNA-binding transcription factor activity, RNA polymerase II-specific.
AUGGGCGGGACAGCCCGGCCCCCGGCCCUUUUGGCUGUACGUAUCUCGAGUAUCCUACGUCUCGCACUCUCUGACGCUGUUGAUCCAGAUUCUUUCCUCUCUCCUAUGGAUACCCCUUACGAGCCUGCACCGCAACCCCCUCCAGGACCGGCUCUGCUUGAUGAUAACGAAUCAAAUAUGCUGGACAACUUUUUCACAACAAUAAACUCAAAUCCUUUUUCUACCGAAUUCUGGUUGCCUGAACAGCACAAUAAACCGCUUAGCUCUACAUCACUUCCAUGGUCUGAUGAACUUCCUCCUACUUUCGAGGGUUCUACGACUUCACUUUCCCAGCCAUCGAUCCCCAGUCACAAGGCCGGGAUGGGCUUCCCACCACAUAAUACAGGCCCAAAUCAAGACAUAUUUGCUCCCAUGUUCUACCAGAACGGGAUGCAUGGCCCCGAUCUCAACUCGACAUUUGGUCAACCUCCGUUUUCGGCCUUCUCACAUGUGGACAUCCAAGGUCAUCCUGGCGCAGACAUUCGCCCUCAAGCUUCUUCAUCGUCCCAGCCACCGGACGCAUCUCCACAAGCACGUCUCCCCGUCGCUUAUCACACUCCGGAGAUGAUGUUUGACGUGCGACAACCUUUAGCCCCCGAACAACAAGCCACGGCUAAAGCGCGCCCGCUUCACUGGGGUUCUGAUGUCAGCUUCAUGGAUCAGGGUUACGUGGCCCCACCCGAUCAACCGAAUGAAGAGGACCGGACGAAGGAGCUUCUUGGAAAUCUCGAAUGCCUUGAGCCCCAAAGUAGUGCGGCCAACACACGCGCACCUAGUCCUGAGCGGAUGACGGGUGCACACCAUUCCGUAUGGACAGAAUCGAAUCCCAGUGAUCUGCGGAGGGAGUAUAGAGACGGGGCGGAAGACUUAUCCCUGCCAAAGAAACGGCAGAAAAUCUUGGUCAAGGAAGAAGAAGACGAUUCAGAUGGGGACAGUUCCAGGCCAAGGUCACGGCGAUCUCGCGGUUCGAGCUACAACAAGUCCAGGCGCUUGUCCAAUGACGGAAUCCGGAAGUCGAGAAUGUCACAGGGGCCAAAGCCUGCACGUGAGAACUUGACGGAAGAACAAAAGCGGAAUAACCAUAUUCUUUCCGAGCAAAAGCGACGAAACCUUAUCCGACAGGGCUUCGAGGAUCUCUGCUCGCUUGUUCCUGGCUUGAAGGGUGGCGGCUUCAGCAAAAGUGCCAUGCUUACACAGGCGGCGGACUGGUUGGAAGAGCUGUUACGUGGCAAUGAGGUUCUGAAGGCGCAGCUAUCUGAGCUUAAAACCGUAAAUGGGUUGGUGAUGCCACGAUGA